Poeciliopsis prolifica (blackstripe livebearer) is the source of this 3752-nucleotide messenger RNA. RefSeq names its product DEAD (Asp-Glu-Ala-Asp) box polypeptide 54 (gene ddx54). Gene Ontology annotation, molecular function: ATP binding; RNA binding; RNA helicase activity. Lineage: Eukaryota; Metazoa; Chordata; Actinopteri; Cyprinodontiformes; Poeciliidae. The coding region runs from base 123 to 2702 and encodes 859 amino acids. Gene Ontology annotation, cellular component: nucleus. The record is from RefSeq and is a predicted model, not a curated record. The transcript has 20 exons.
CUUCUCCACGUGCUCAACGUAUCUACCAGGAGUGACAUGCUGUAGGGGGAAGAAAUAAGCUGUUUUUUUCGUUAUCUGUUUAUACAUUUAAAAGCCGACCGUAAAGACAUCAAGGUGGCAAGAUGGCUCAGAGAAGGAAGAAGCUAACCAAGAAAAAAAGACACACAUCUAAAAGGGAGCAGGAGGUCGACUCUGAUGGUGGAGACUUUCAGCUGGCUGCUGAAAUUAAAGACGAUGAUACUCCAGGGAAGAAACUGCCACGCUUCCCUGCGGUGUCAGAUUGCACAUCUGAUGUGGAGCCCGACACCAGGGAACUCGUCCGAGCCCAAAACAAGAAGAAGAAGAAGUCUGGAGGGUUUCAGUCCAUGGGUCUCAGCUUUCCAGUUUAUAAGGGCGUCAUGAAGAAGGGUUACAAAGUCCCUACUCCAAUUCAGAGGAAGACCAUUCCUGUGAUUCUGGAUGGGAAAGAUGUCGUUGCCAUGGCAAGGACAGGCAGUGGAAAGACGGCUGCUUUUCUGGUGCCCAUGUUUGAGAAACUGAAGGCCCCUCAAGCCCAAACAGGAGCCCGAGCUCUCAUCCUGACUCCCACCAGAGAAUUGGCCCUCCAGACCAUGAAGUUCACUAAAGAGCUGGGUAAAUUCACACGCUUGAAGAUUGCUUUAAUUCUUGGUGGAGACAGCAUGGAGGAUCAGUUCGCCGCGCUUCAUGAAAACCCAGACAUAAUUAUUGGCACCCCUGGUCGUCUCAUGCACGUCAUCACAGACAUGAACCUGAAGCUGCACAGUGUGGAGUAUGUGGUGUUUGAUGAGGCUGACAGGCUGUUUGAAAUGGGUUUUGCAGAGCAGCUUCAGGAGAUCAUCCGCAGGCUUCCAGACACCAGACAGACCCUCCUGUUCUCCGCCACUCUGCCCAAACUCUUGGUGGAGUUCGCCAGAGCCGGGCUAACAGAACCUGUGCUGAUUCGCCUGGAUGUUGAUACAAAACUCAGUGACCAGAUUAAGCUGUCGUUCUUCCACCUGCGUGUGGACGACAAGCCGGCGCUGCUGCUGCACCUUCUAAGGAAUGUGGCAAAGCCUCAGGAGCAGACGGUGGUCUUUGCUGCAACCAAGCAUCAUGUGGAGUACCUGAAUGAGCUGUUGUCUUCUGAAGGCAUUGAGUGCGCAUACAUCUACAGCGCCCUCGACCAGACUGCCAGGAAGAUCAACAUUGGGAAGUUUGUGCACCGGAAAGCCAUGGUGCUUAUUGUCACUGAUGUAGCAGCUCGUGGUAUAGACAUCCCCCUGCUGGACAAUGUAAUCAAUUACAACUUUCCCUCCAAAGCAAAACUCUUCCUGCACAGAGUCGGCCGUGUGGGACGUGCAGGACGCAGUGGUACAGCGUACAGCAUGGUGUGUCCAGAUGAAAUGCCGUAUGUCUAUGAUCUCCACCUGUUCCUUGGAAGGCCUGUUCAGUUUGCGACAGUUGACAACACAGAAGAUGCAGACGGUAUGUUUGGAAGAGUCCCUCAGAGCAUCUUGGAUGAUGAAGGUUCCCAUCUGAUCACGGCUCAUGAAAACUCCCUGGACCUGCAGAACCUGCAUCGCGUCUCAGAGAACGCCUACAAGCAGUACCUGAAGUCCAGACCGAACCCGUCGGCAGAGUCAGUCAGGCGGGUGAAAAGCACCGAUGUGUCCAGCAUGGCCGUACAUCCGUUACUCGGUUCUGGCUUGGAGAAAAAUGAGCUGGAACGUCUUCAGUUGGUCGAUGCAAUUAAGAGUUAUAAGUCCAAAUCAACUAUUUUCGAAAUCAACUCUAACAGUAAGAUGCCUGCAAGUGAGGUGAUGCGGAAGAAACGGUCAAAGGACAAGCAGGUGGUGGAUAAGUUCAACAAACACAGAGAGGAUGUGGCGGCAGGAAGCAGGCUGCAGCAGGCGGCUCCCCCCAGGACCACUGCUGGUGAAUACGAGGGUCAGGAAAAAGGAAACGAGGAGGAAGAUCUGCAGGGGGUGUUCUCAGAGGUGCUCGGAGUUAAGAAAUGGAACGUGCAGGAAGAUGGAGAACGCCCAAAGAAUAAGAAAAGAAGGGAAACGGGCAAAGAGGAGGAGUAUUUCAUCCCUUACAGACCUAAAGACUUCAACUCUGAGCGAGGAUUAAGUCUCGGUGGAGAAGGCACUCAUUUUGAACAGCAGGCCUCCUCAGCUGUCCUCGACCUCAUGGGAGACGAGGGCGACCAGUUAAACCAGCACAAAAACAUUAUGAGAUGGGACCGAAAGAGGAAGCGUUUUGUGAAAGAGUCAGGAAAGGAGGAGCAAAACAAGAAGAUCAGAACCGAGAGCGGACAGAUUGUGCACAACAAGAAACGGAAAAACUUCUACGAGGAAUGGAAGAAGAAAUAUAAAGUCGAUGAUGCGGGACCUGGUUCAGAUGGAGAAACGGGUGGAAGGAAAAGAUCUGCAGGGGGUCGGGGCCGGGGCCGGCGAGGACCCAGCUCCCACAGCCCCGCGGCUCCCCAGGUGACGGCAGGCGGGCGCAGGAUCCGAUCUGAGUUGAAAUCCAGCUCACAGAUCCUGAAGCACCGCAAGCUGAAGCAGAAGCAGCAGUUCCUGCAGGGCGGCGGCAUGAAGAGAAUCCGCAGCAAGAACAAACAGUGGGUGGGAGAGAUGAAGAAGUCGGGCUUCGGACGUGGAGGGCAGAAGAAGGGCAAGAUGAGGAAGAGGCUGUGAGGGAGAGACGACUGCAGAGGGCUGACUGCACCACAAGGGGCUUGAUGAGGAGUUUCAUGAAUCUCCAUGUUUUUAUAGUUGUCAUGGUAAAAUUUGUGACCCUGACCUACAGGACUAUCUGGUGUGAUGAAAACCUUGUGGACUUUGAAGGUUUAUGCCUCACCAUACACACAUACACACACACAACUUCCUGACUCCAGAGAGGGAUGAUCCAAUCAGAUGGACUAUAUUCCUCCAAAACUUGGCUGAAACUGUAUGUUUUGAUUUGAUUGACUAAAUACAUUGAAAGAGACAUUAUCCUGUGUCUUGUCUUCAUUAGAAAUGUAUAAGAAGAGAGACGUCUUGGUUUUUUUUUUCCUCUUGGAUGUAUUGGGUCUUCUUGCCUGGUCAAGUAUGAGAGGAAAAAGAAAAGUUUAUAUAUAUAUAUAUAUAUAUAUUUGGCAAAGCACAAUGGAUUUAAAACAGAAAAGAAUAAGCAUUUUAUAUCAAUCAAUAUCGAUAAUUACUGAUUCAUUUUGUUUUGCAUACCUGAAAUGCUGCAAACUGGUGACGUGACCUUUCCUGUUUCAUCAACAAUUUUCUUUUAACUGUAGAUAGGAAAUUUCUUCAACACCGUUUUUUUAAAUUAAAAACUUUUUUUUUUGCAGUGAUACGGCACUUUGGCAGAACCUGAAACUGCUGCUGUGCAAGUUACUAAACAGGUCAUUGCAACAGUAACCAAAAGGUUGAUGCCACCAACUUUUAGUGGGUUGCUAAAUUCUUUUCCUCUGCCUACAUUCUCCAGAUUGCUGUGCAGUUCAGUGAAAUUGAACAUUCUAUUGGACAAAUCUUAUAUUGCCAAUAUGUAUGCAAUAUUUACUGUGGCUGAUUUCUUGCCGAGUCCCAGUUUAGUCCUAUUUAAUGUCAGACAGAGAGAACAAAAAGUACAAGUCUGAUUUGUAGUUUUUGAAAAUUUAGAUUUUUUUUUCCAUGCUCCAUGCAUGUCGUUCUCCUCAAAACUCCUGUUAUUAUACUUUGAUAAUUGUAAAUAAAGUUAAACGUGUUAACUCA